CUAUUUUGGAAUUUAAAGUAUGUCAUCAUGGCAAAAUUUCGGAGAAGGACUUGCAUCAUUUUAUCACUUUUCAUUCUAUUUAUUUUCUCACUUAUGAUGGGCUUAAAAACUCUGAGACCAAACACAGCUACUUUUGGAGAUCCUUUUGGACUUGACCUUCUUCCAGAAUUUCGACAGCAAACUGUCAACUUGGAGAAAAAAAUGGAUUCCAAAAAAAGUGGCAAAAUCAACAGUGAGAGAAAUACUAAGAACUUAAAAAGUGUUGAAAUCAUGAUGAAAACUUCGAAGCCUUCAGAAAUUAACCUGGAAGAACUACCACCAUUGAAUUAUUAUUUACAUGUAUUUUAUUAUACUUGGUAUGGAAAUCCACAAUUUGAUGGUAAAUAUAUACAUUGGAACCAUCCAGUCUUGGAGCAUUGGGACCCUCGAAUAGCAAAGAAUUAUCCACAAGGGAGACACAGUCCCCCAGAUGACAUUGGUUCCAGCUUUUAUCCUGAAUUGGGAAGUUACAGCUCACGAGAUCCUUCUGUCAUAGAAACCCACAUGAAGCAAAUGUGUUCAGCUUCAAUAGGUGUACUAGCCCUGUCUUGGUACCCACCUGAUUCAAAUGAUGAGAAUGGAGAACCUACUGAUGACUUGGUACCGACUAUUUUGGAUAAAGCUCAUAAAUAUAAUCUAAAGGUCACAUUUCACAUAGAACCAUACAGAAAUAGAGAUGAUCAAAAUAUGUAUAAAAAUGUCAAAUACAUUAUAGACAAAUAUGGAAGUCAUCCAGCCUUUUACAGGUACAAGACUAAGACUGGCAAUGCCCUUCCCAUGUUUUAUGUCUAUGAUUCCUAUAUUGUGAAGCCUGAAAAAUGGGCCAAUUUGUUAACCGCUUCAGGGUCUCAGAGUGUUCGCAAUACUCCUUAUGAUGGACUGUUCAUUGCACUUUUAGUUGAAGAAAAACAUAAAUUUGAAAUCCUUCACAGUGGCUUUGAUGGAAUUUAUACGUAUUUUGCCACAAAUGGCUUUACUUACGGCUCAUCGCAUCAGAACUGGGCCAGCCUAAAAACAUUUUGUGAUAACUACAACUUGUUAUUUAUUCCAAGUGUGGGCCCAGGAUACAUCGACACCAGCAUCCGUCCGUGGAACACUCACAACACGCGGAAUCGAGUCAACGGGAAGUAUUAUGAGACGGCGCUGAGUGUUGCCCUUCAGACCCACCCCACUCUAAUUUCUAUCACGUCUUUUAAUGAGUGGCAUGAAGGAACUCAAAUUGAAAAAGCUGUUCCCAAAAGAACUAGUAAUACUGUUUACCUGGAUUACCGCCCUCACAAACCGGGUCUUUAUCUAGAACUAACUCGGAAGUGGUCUGAAAAAUACAGUAAAGAAAGAGCAAAUUACUCAUUACAUCAGCAACCGCCUGUUUCUUAAACCAUUAUAAUUAUUGAAGUCACCUAAU
Molecule: messenger RNA, 1444 nt
Organism: Elephantulus edwardii (Cape elephant shrew)
Lineage: Eukaryota; Metazoa; Chordata; Mammalia; Macroscelidea; Macroscelididae
Product: glycoprotein endo-alpha-1,2-mannosidase-like
Exons: 4
Coding region: 28-1416 (462 amino acids)
Cellular component (GO): Golgi apparatus
Molecular function (GO): alpha-mannosidase activity
Source: RefSeq, a predicted model, not a curated record